This is a messenger RNA of Mustela lutreola (European mink), 5526 nucleotides long. RefSeq names its product bromodomain containing 3 (gene BRD3). Lineage: Eukaryota; Metazoa; Chordata; Mammalia; Carnivora; Mustelidae. The transcript has 12 exons. Gene Ontology annotation, biological process: chromatin remodeling; regulation of DNA-templated transcription. Bases 254 to 2422 code for a protein of 722 amino acids. Gene Ontology annotation, cellular component: nucleus; chromatin. The record is from RefSeq and is a predicted model, not a curated record.
ACGACUCCCGCCAGGCGCCGCGGCGCAGCGCAUGAGCCCUGCUCGGCUCCGGCGCGUCUAUUAUGCUGCCGGGGCCGGCGAGCCGGAGAGCAGCCGGCCGCGCGGGCCGGGAGGGACGGCCGCCGGAGCCGCGGAGGCCAAGUGCUGCCCGCUCGGGCCCAGAAAUGGGAUGUCAGGCCUCCAAAAGGAGCACAGUGGAAGCCAGGGCCUCCCCGAGCCGCUGCUGUGACGGCCAGUGAGCGCGCCGCGGAGGAUGUCCACCACGACGACAGUUGCCCCCACGGGGAUCUCGGCGGCCCCAGGCCCGGUCAACCCACCCCCGCCGGAGGUCUCCAACCCCGCCAAGCCCGGCCGCAAGACCAACCAGCUGCAAUAUAUGCAGAAUGUGGUGGUGAAGACGCUCUGGAAACACCAGUUCGCCUGGCCCUUCUACCAGCCCGUGGAUGCAAUCAAGCUGAACCUGCCCGAUUAUCAUAAAAUCAUAAAAAACCCGAUGGACAUGGGGACUAUUAAGAAGAGACUAGAGAAUAAUUACUACUGGAGCGCCAGUGAGUGUAUGCAGGACUUCAACACCAUGUUUACAAAUUGUUACAUUUAUAACAAGCCCACAGAUGACAUAGUGCUAAUGGCCCAAGCCUUAGAGAAAAUUUUUCUGCAGAAAGUGGCCCAGAUGCCCCAGGAGGAAGUUGAAUUAUUACCCCCUGCUCCGAAGGGCAAAGGCCGGAAACCGGCUGCAGGAACCCAGAGUGCAGGUACGCAGCAAGUGGCGGCCGCGUCCUCUGUCUCCCCAGCAACCCCCUUCCAGAGUGUCCCUCCCGCUGUCUCCCAGACACCUGUCAUCGCUGCCACCCCAGUGCCAACCAUCACUGCAAACAUCACGUCGGUCCCCGUUCCCCCGGCCACUGCCCCGCCUCCUCCCUCGACGCCCAUCAUCCCCGUGGUCCCUCCCACACCACCUGUAGUCAAGAAAAAGGGCGUGAAGCGGAAAGCAGACACCACGACGCCCACGACGUCCGCCAUCACCGCCAGCCGGAGCGAGUCGCCCCCGCCGCUGUCAGACCCCAAGCAGGCCAAGGUGGUGGCACGGCGGGAGAGUGGGGGCCGCCCCAUCAAGCCGCCCAAGAAGGACCUGGAGGACGGCGAGGUGCCGCAGCACGCGGGCAAGAGGGGCAAGCUGUCGGAACACCUGCGGCACUGCGACAGCAUCCUCAAGGAGAUGCUGUCCAAGAAGCACGCGGCCUACGCCUGGCCCUUCUACAAGCCGGUGGAUGCCGAGGCCCUGGAGCUGCACGACUACCACGACAUCGUCAAGCACCCGAUGGACCUCAGCACCGUCAAGAAGAAGAUGGACAGCCGCGAGUACCCCGAUGCUCAGGGCUUCGCCGCCGACGUCCGGUUGAUGUUCUCCAACUGUUACAAGUACAACCCCCCGGACCACGAGGUGGUGGCCAUGGCCAGGAAGCUCCAGGAUGUGUUUGAGAUGCGGUUUGCCAAGAUGCCUGACGAGCCCGUGGAGGCGCCGGCGCUGCCCGCCCCCGCGGCCCCUGUGCUGAGCAAGGGCGCGGAGAGCAGCCGCAGCAGUGAGGAGAGCUCCUCGGACUCGGGCAGCUCCGACUCGGAGGAGGAGCGGGCCACGCGGCUGGCCGAGCUGCAGGAGCAGCUGAAGGCUGUGCACGAGCAGCUGGCCGCCCUGUCGCAGGCCCCCGUGAACAAGCCAAAGAGGAGGAAGGAGAAGAAGGAGAAGGAGAAGAAGAGGAAGGACAAGGAGAGGCACAAGGCCAAGUCCGAGGACGAGAAGAAGGCCAAGGCGGCCCCACCUGCCAAGCAGGCCCAGCCGAAGAAGGCGCCUGCCAAGAAGGCCAGCAGCACGGCCGCGGCCAGCAGGCAGCCGAAGAAGGGCGGCAAGCAGGCAUCAGCCUCCUACGACUCGGAGGAGGAGGAAGAGGGCCUGCCCAUGAGCUACGACGAGAAACGCCAGCUCAGCCUGGACAUCAACCGGUUGCCCGGGGAGAAGCUGGGCCGGGUGGUGCACAUCAUCCAGUCCCGGGAGCCCUCGCUCAGGGACUCCAAUCCCGACGAGAUUGAGAUUGACUUUGAGACUCUGAAACCCACCACUUUGCGGGAGCUAGAGAGAUACGUCAAGUCUUGUUUACAGAAAAAGCAAAGGAAGCCAUUCUCCACGAGCGGGAAGAAGCAGGCAGCCAAGUCGAAGGAGGAGUUAGCUCAGGAAAAGAAGAAGGAGUUAGAGAAGCGGCUGCAGGACGUGAGCGGGCAGCUGAGCAACAACAAGAAGCCGGCCAAGAAAGAGAAAGCGGGCUCCGCGCCCUCGGGAGGGCCGUCCCGGCUCAGCAGCAGCAGCUCCUCCGGGUCCGGGAGCAGCAGUUCCAGCGGAUCCAGCUCGGACAGCAGCGACUCGGAAUGAGCUCUGCCCUCGGAGCAGAACAGAACCAGCGACGUCGCACACGCCGAAACUCUGCAGUGUUCCCUUCUCUGGUUAAUAUACUACUUUCGUUCCACGGUGUGCAGGUUUUCUUUUUAACUCAGUGUUAUGGUAUCUUCCAGUUUUUGCUUUAAUAGGUCAAAGAUCUUUCUCGUGUGUCCGUGAGGCUUUAUGAGCAGGGGUGAGACCGCGUAAAGUCCUUUCUUCGUAACUGAGAUCAGUUGCUUGGAGAUGGCAACUUGCAACGCUGACCUGAUGACCGUAGAAAACCAUGUCGAUGGGAUCUGAAGUUUCUUGCAAAAACCCCUUUCUUAGGCCGACCUGGUCUGUAGCUCCAGAAAGAAUUGUUGGAAAGGAAGUUUCUCUGAGAUGGUACCAUACUGAAGGCUGUCAGCUUUGCGAAUGGGUGUUGUCUCUGCCCUUGGACUCCCCGCGCUCAGCCCUGCUGCCGGCCAGGCUUGCCUCUUGCUGCGGGGGGCCGGGGGGGGGGGGGGCCCGAAGGUGUGGGGGCGGGGUCCGUGGGCUCCAGUCCGGGCUUCUGCAGGGGAGGGUUGGGGAGAGGCAGGCGGGCGCAGAGGGAGGGGCGUCAGGAGCUCCCGGGAGGGAACACGGGGGCCGCCUGUGCCACGCGCAGCUUUCCAUACACUGAAACUUUUACCUCAACUUAAAAAAAAAAGGAAAAAAAAGAAAAAAAAAAGAAAAGAUUUAAAAAAAAAACAAAAACAAAAGGAGCCUUUUUGUAAGGUUCAAUUUUCUACGAAAGUCCAGCCCCAUGUGUGUCCCCAACCCGUGAGCUGCCGGUGCCGCACACUCUGGAGACCUUUCCCCGGUUUCGUGUAUAUAGGAACACUUUAUUUAUUAACAUCAUUGGUCAUUUUUUUUAAAAAAAGAAAAACAAAACUGCAAAAGAAAUGCAUUAAAAAAAAAAAAAAAAAAAAAAAAAAAGCAGACACGCACACGCAGGCCUUUUAUGUGGUUGGAAGGAGAGCCCAGACCCUGCCCGGAUGGCGGACUGUGACCUCCAGGUGCUGGCGUCCUGCCACCUGCCGGUGCUCCGUCGCGCUUGUGCGCUCGCCCUCCCCGCCGGCCCCGCGGCCCGCCUCUGUCUGCGAGCGCGCGCGGGGUCGGGACGCACAGGCACAGACAACUUCCAGCCGCAGCACAUGCUCAGUCUUCGUUCUGUGUGUCCGGUUCUUUUGUACUCACUUCUGGUCUCUCUAGGACUGUUUUAAAAGAAAUCAAUUUAGGGAACCCCAGUUAUAUAAUAUAAACUUUGUAAUCUGAAAGAAAAAAAUGUAUAGUAAAUCUAAGUCUUGAUUUUUAACUUUCUAUUGUAAAAAAAUAAUAAUAAUAAUAAUAUACAGAGUUUAACAGAAGGUUAUGUUUUGGUUUUGUUUUUUUCCAGAGGCUGCCCUGCGGCCUUUGGGUACAGGGACACCCCACAUUGCCCGCCUGAACUCAGAGCAUUGUGGCUCCGGCCACGAGUGCCGGACGCCCGCCGGCCAGUCCCCCCGGCCCAUGGGGCGCCCCUCACCUCCCAGCCCCGAGGGUAGGAGCAGUGGCCUGGCCAGGCUCUCCCCAGGGGCAGGAGGAGCCUCUGGCCCUCCCUCAGCCACAGGAGGCUUUGCUCCCGGAAGACCACUCUAGGCUCCCUGCUCAAGCGUUUUCCAUUAGCACAGAAAUGACCGAGACAGGGCCUUCUCCCAGACCUUCCUGGGAGGACUUCCUGGAGUUGGGUGCUGGGGGCAGAGCUAGCCUUGGGUCUGGUGGUGAGUUUCCAGGUGGACGGGGGGAACUGGUCAUUGGUAGCCCAGUAGGGGGCUCAGUCUUUACAAAUUCUUAAAAUGAAACCAGGUUCCCCCGGCCCUUAACGGUCACAGGCGCCCUUGCCGGUCAUGGAACUGAUGAGGCGGUCGGUGGGUGGCGGGUUACCAUGUUUCUUAUCUGCUGGUGAUUCUGACGCUUGGUGAGUUUUGAGCCAGUUUGUUAAACUUUUCAUUAAGUUUUGUUUAUAAUAAAAAUAUAUGUGGAUUUUUCAACUUGCCAUUUUUUAGAGUUACCCUUGUGUUUCAAAGAUGUUUUUCUAAGCAGAUCUGUAACAAUAUUUAAACUAGGACUUUAAUACAUGACACGAUGGACGGUCUCUAAGCAGGCUCUUGCUGGCCACAGGCAGCAAGCACGCCUCCCCAAGCAGGGGGUGCCGGGCCGUGCGUGGGGGGCUGCUGGGGAGCACCUGUCCGGCUGCGGGUGUCGUGGGGGCGGUCACCUGCGGGAGCCAGGCACAGUGGAAGCAUUUCAGAUCACUUCACUGUCCGCUGGCUCUGCGGGAGACCUGGGUUCCAGAACAACUCUGCCCCUCUCCCCUGCCCCUAGUGAGGCCGCCGGCCACCAUGGCACAGAGGGCUGCCGGCUGUCGGAGCAGUGUAGUUCGAUGGUGCUGGUUUCUUAGGGCUUUCUGUACACUUCAAAGCCAAUGUCUCUUCCGAGUUCAGGUGAAUGUCCUCAGUCCCCUCGAGGUCAGCCUGUGGGCGUUUGCCGUCUCCACGUCUCUGUGCUGGGGAGACCGCAGUUGGACAGGCCGGGCUCUUGAGGCACGGAGAACCCAAGGGCGGCUUUCACGGCCUCUUCCCGAGGGAGAAGGAACCGUGCGGUUAGCAGGCUGGUCUCAUGGGAGCCCCGGAGGCCCAGGGGACAGAGACCCCUGCUUGCGAUGGGCGGUGUCAUCUUGCGUACAAACUGUAAGAUAUGUUAUCUUUUCGUUUCUCUUUUUGUUCUUAAGCAACAUCAUGUCUGUGACAGCUCUCUGGGGAAAACAUCCCCCGGAGAAAGGAUGCGUUCCCCCCAAGUGUAGCCUGUCCCUCAAUACUGACAUCACGCUUCCAGAAAUUUUUCUUUUUUAUAUUUAAAAUGUUACUUUUCUGUAUGAUGUGCAUGCAAGUUUACGGUAACUUUUCUUACUUUUUAGUGCCGUUUCUAGUAUAUUCCUGUAAAUGUCAGUUACUGAAAAUUGAGUCCAAUGUAAGUAGUUUUAGCUCGUUUAUUGCAAUGCUGGCCUCAACACAACAGAAUAAAAAUGGUAGAAAGUA